This is a messenger RNA of Telopea speciosissima, 1128 nucleotides long. RefSeq names its product NEP1-interacting protein 1-like. The transcript is spliced from 5 exons. Bases 122 to 910 code for a protein of 262 amino acids. Lineage: Eukaryota; Viridiplantae; Streptophyta; Magnoliopsida; Proteales; Proteaceae. The record is from RefSeq and is a predicted model, not a curated record.
UGAUUUCUUCUUCAAUCUUCUCUUAACGACUAAGUAUCUCUCUCUUUGGGUUAUUAUAUAUAUGGGUUCGAUCAACAAAUGCCUUUUAUGAACCAUAUAUUUGAUUAUUGGAGAAACAAAAAUGGAGUUUUACCCCUACCCAUCUCCUUCGCCUCACAGAUCUUCCCCUUCGUCUCCUUCUUCUUCUUCUUCUUCCUCUUCUUCCUCUUCUUCUUCUCCUUCUUCUUCAUCUCCGUCUUCUUCGUUAUCAUCAUUUGGGAUCUGGGUUGAAAGAGUAAGAGGGGUUUGUCGCUCUGUGGCUUCUGCGAUUCUUAGCAACCUUCUUUCUGCAAUUUUCACCUUCUUUUUCGCAUUAGUGGGUUCCUUGUUAGGAGCAGUGACCGGAGCUUUAAUAGGUCAAGAAACUGAGAGUGGAUUCUUCCGGGGAGCCGCGGUUGGUGCCAUCUCUGGAGCUGUUUUCUCAAUUGAGGUCUUUGAAUCUUCUCUUCUUCUUUGGCAGUCUGACGAUUCAGGAAUUGGGUGUCUCCUCUACUUGAUUGAUGUUAUUGCAAGCCUUCUGAGCGGAAGACUUGUUCGUGAGCGGAUUGGCCCAGCAAUGCUAAGUGCAGUUCAGAGUCAGAUGGGUUCUGGUGAAACUAGCUUUGAAGAAAUCACAAGCAUCUUCGAAACAGGUGGAACCAAAGGAUUGUCAGGAGAUUCAGUCGAGAAAAUUCCAAAGGUCAAAAUCACAAGCAUGAACAAUGAGGAUGAAUCUGGGGAUAGGCUCUCCUGUUCAGUAUGCCUUCAGGAUUUUCAGCUUGGGGAGACAGUUCGAAGUUUGCCUCACUGUCACCACAUGUUCCAUCUACCUUGCAUCGAUGAGUGGCUUGUCAGGCAUGGUUCUUGCCCAUUAUGCAGAAGGGAUAUGUAAUGCUCCUACGGUGAAUUACAAUAUGAAGAGUUUCUGUAUUUUUUUGUUUCAUUUGUUUUGUAUUCUUAUGUAGGUUUACACUUAUACAAUUUUACCACUUCACCAACUUCAUUGUAACAUUACCACCUCAGUUUAUAAGAAAGCUUCAGAAUAGCAAACAUGAACAACCACAGUUGUUGCCAUAUAUGUGUAGAUAUUGUUAUGUUCUUCCCAUUUCA